Frankliniella occidentalis (western flower thrips) is the source of this 2171-nucleotide messenger RNA. Its product is annotated as GPALPP motifs-containing protein 1. Lineage: Eukaryota; Metazoa; Arthropoda; Insecta; Thysanoptera; Thripidae. Bases 162 to 2009 code for a protein of 615 amino acids. The record is from RefSeq and is a predicted model, not a curated record. The transcript has 5 exons.
AGACUUGAAGACAUAGUUUGGGCUUCGAGCGUCAGACAAAGUCUCAAAGGAAUUUUAACAGCUGGAAUUUUAAAAUCUAUUCAGUACAGUGUCAAAAAAAUUAAGAAAAUGUUAGCCAGUACAAGGAGAGAAGUGUGAGCACAAGUCAAGAAUCCUUCAACAUGUCAUCACGAGAUAUAGGUCCUGCACUGCCCCCUCAUAUGAGAUCAUUUGAUGAAGAGAGGAAUGAUGACGAGCAGGAUGAAAGAAGAAGGAAACACAGAGACAAGUAUAGUGAAAGGGAAAGGGAUAGGGAAAGAGAAAGAGAAAGAGAUAGAAAGAGUUAUAGAGAAAGGGAACGAGAUAGGGAAAGAGACAGAGAAAGAGAUCGAGAAAGAGACAGAGACAGAGAAAGAGAUAGGAGUAGGAGAGAUGAGUUUAAAGGAAGAGAGAGGGAGAGACCCAGUAGAUAUUCAAAUGAAAGAUAUGGGAAUAGGCAUUUGCCUAGAGAGCAAGAGAGUGAUGAAAGAGUUCAAUCGAAGAGAGAAAAGAUAAAUUUAGAGACAGCAAAAAGGGAAGGACAUACAAGCUCACUGAAACGCUCUAAAAGGUCUAAAACAGAUAGAACUUACAAUACUGAUACCGAGGAGUCAUCUGAUGACGACGAGAGCUAUGUCAAACAGGAAUGGACAAGAGGAAACAAAUCAAACAAUUCUGAUAGUGAAGAGGAAGAUACAAGUAAAAAGGAGGAGUCAGGGUCUGAGGAAAGCGACACAAUAGGACCUGCUUUACCUCCACGUUUUCCCAUCAAUUCAAGCAAAGAGCAAUCAGGUGAAUCAAGUAAAAACUUAGCUUUAUGUGCCAAUUCAAAUCAAUCCAGUAAACUCCAAUCAUCUUCAGAAAAUCUUACGUACCCUGAAUUUGAAGAUGAACCAGAGCUCAAUAUCAAUGAAAAUAAAAUAGAUCUUGUAGGACCAGCACUGCCACCUCAUCUCAUAAAAUCAGACCAUAGUAAGGCAAAAGAUACUAUUGGGCCUGCAUUGCCCCCUGGUCUGAAUGACAGAACUUCACAAAUUGAGGAAGAAAACUUUUCUAUAGGGCCUGCUCUUCCUCCUCAUCUGAAGAGAGAAUUCGAUAGGGAUGGGGAAAAGAGUGAAAGCAGUAUAGGUCCAGCACUGCCUCCUCACCUUCAGUCUAGGGAAGCCAGUACUUCAAACAUAGUUGGACAAACUAUUCCUGCACAUCUAGAGGCAACUGAGGAAUCAGAUGAGGAUGCUGCUGAUAUUGGCCCAAUGUUGCCUCCUAAGUUUAAUAGACCAUUGAUAUUAGGCCCAUCCCUCCCUCCUGGCUUAGAUAUUGCAAAGUACUCUGAAGAAGCAAGAGAUGUCAGUAGUGAUGAUGAUGAGGUUGUUGGACCUUUAUUACCUGGAGAAAUGAUACGCAAUGAGAAGAACUACGUAGUACAAGCCCAGUUGGAGCGUAAUGCUGCUGCAAUAAAACGCAAAUUGGAAGAAAAGGACUUGCCUGGCAGUGAUGCUAACAGAAGAGAGGAUUGGAUGCUUGAACUGCCUCCUGAAGGUACAGUUGAUCUUGGCUUAGGGCCACGCACUUUCCGUGCCAGAGGGGCACCUGAGAAAGGUGCUGAUAGGUCCAUGUGGACUGACACUCCUGCGGAUAAAGCAAGGAAAGAAGAAGAGUCCAAAAGACGUUUUGAGCUUGGUAUAACCUCCACUGAAGAAGUAAAGAAAGAAGCCUUGUCAAAAACUAUGUCAAGUAAAGAUAAAUCCAUGGAGGCUAUAGUAAAGAAACACAAGCGAUCAAAGGAAUCACUUUUAGAUGCUCAUCAGAAGAAAAUUGAGAAGGAGAAAAAGAAAAAAGAGAAGGCUGGUGUGAAGCAAGAACGUCGUCCAUUUAAUAGAGAUACUGACUUAAAAACUAAUGUUUUUGAUGAUGCUCAGAAAAAAGCCAUUUACAAAAAGGCACAGUUCCUUGAUAGUAGAUUCUCUAGUGGGGAAAGCAAAUUUUUAUAGAAUCUAAUCUUGACUUAACCACAUUUGUUGGGGGUAUCAUGUGUAAUACCUGUUUGGUUCUUAUCUAAUGACACUUGUUCAUAUUGAAUAAGUUGUGUGUGACUGAAGAAAUUAAAAAUUGUAGUUUAGGGAGAAAAUUGUAAAUAAAUUGUAUAUAUUAGA